Messenger RNA from Candidozyma haemuli, 909 nucleotides. It is a transcript of the gene SRT1, whose product is annotated as ditrans,polycis-polyprenyl diphosphate synthase. The transcript is spliced from 2 exons. The coding region runs from base 1 to 909 and encodes 302 amino acids. NCBI's taxonomy places the organism in Eukaryota, Fungi, Ascomycota, Pichiomycetes, Serinales, Metschnikowiaceae. The record is from RefSeq and is a predicted model, not a curated record. Gene Ontology annotation, molecular function: ditrans,polycis-polyprenyl diphosphate synthase [(2E,6E)-farnesyl diphosphate specific] activity. Gene Ontology annotation, cellular component: endoplasmic reticulum; membrane; lipid droplet.
AUGAUAGAUCUUACAUUUUUGCAGAAGAUUGCAGACUUGGUCCGCAUCAUUCCCUUUGCAUGGAUCGUGCUUGACUUCAUCAAGGAUAUCCUUAUCUCGAUAAUCACUACUGGCCCAGCACCAAAACACGUUGGUUUCAUUAUGGAUGGCAACAGAAGAUUUGCCAAAAAGAAGGCGUUGCCAUUGAAAGAUGGCCAUACUGCUGGCGCCAUGUCUCUUAUUUCUGUUUUGGAGACAUGCUACCGGAUCGGUGUCUCUGAUAUUACCGUGUAUGCCUUUUCUAUUGAGAACUUUAAUCGUUCCAAGGAGGAGGUUGAUACGCUCAUGGCUUUGCUUAGAGAUAAGCUCAAGUACUUGUCUCUCUACGAUGACUCCUACGCACGCGUUAAUCAGGUUAGAGUUCGUAUUAUUGGUAAUCGUUCUAUGAUUCCUGCUGACAUCUUGGAGGAUUUGCAGAAGGUUGAGGAGAUCACUAACGUGGAACUGUCCAAGCGCACGUUGAACGUAUGCUUUCCUUACACUUCUCGUGACGAUAUCGUUCGUUCUAUCCAAGAGGUAUGCGAGAAUGGGACGCCAAAGAGCGACAUUGACGUACCGGAGUUGUAUAAGAAUAUGUACAUGGGGCCAGACUCGCCACAGCUUGACUUGCUUAUCAGAACUUCAGGCCACACUCGUUUGAGUGACUUCAUGUUAUGGCAAUGCACCCACAACUGCAAGAUCGAGUUCGUGUCCACCUUGUGGCCCGACUUUAAGUUUAUCGCCUUGUACAGCAUCUUGUUGAAGUGGUCUUAUUACCAGCAGAAGGAAAUCAAGAGCCAGCGUAAUGCAAGACCUCCGCCACCAGAAAAAGUGGUGGACAUCACUGCUCUUCCACCACCACCUCCAUUUGCUUCAGUUACAGGUAAUUGA